Messenger RNA from Thermothelomyces thermophilus ATCC 42464, 2611 nucleotides. RefSeq lists its product as uncharacterized. Lineage: Eukaryota; Fungi; Ascomycota; Sordariomycetes; Sordariales; Chaetomiaceae. Bases 322 to 2523 code for a protein of 733 amino acids. The record is from RefSeq and is a predicted model, not a curated record. The transcript has 2 exons.
CGACGGGAUCCCCCCCCUCCCCAGUUCAAUUCCCCGGCUUUUCUUGCCAAGUUCGCUCUACCGACACUAACUUACUUCGUACGGGGCAUUUCUUCGCCGCGUUUUCCACAUUCGCCAGACAAGAUCUUGUGAUUCCACUAGCCGGCGCGAUGGUUAGGAGAUUUUGGUGAUAUUUUGGUGAUGACAGUUCUGGGCUCGCAGCAGCUCAAAUGCUUUGGCGAAGGUGGUAAGGGUUGUUGGUUGUAUCAGGAACCUUCAGUCUGUCACAGCGGCACCGCGUAAAGCACGAAAGAGAGAGGACUCGCCCCGAGCAAGCACAGCAUGGUCGGGGGUGGCAGAGUGCUGCUCUCACUCGCAGUGCUCUCCGGGCUCGGAUUCGAGAACGCCCUUGGAGGUCAGCAUCCACCACCACCAGACAUAAAGGAGGCUGUAGUCAGUCAGAGAGAAGGUCACCAUCGGCGCCAGGAUGAAAUUUCCGACACACUCCGGGGUGCCACUGGCGCCACCAGCUCCAGCACGUCGAGUCAAAUCGAAGUGCUGUCGCAGACGCAGCCUUCAUCCGAGGUAGCAAUUGCGGCGACGCCCUCGGAGCAGCCCGGGGAUGCUGCAGAAGGGGUUUCGGGGGCGCUUCCAGAAUCCUCCCCUCAGACGACGCAGGGCGGUGGGCUCGGGGCGGAAGGGUCUUUGACGACGGAUACGCAAGACACGCCGACGUCGUCCACUAGUGUUGUCCAGCCCACCGGAGUGCAAGGAGGGGAUUCCAGUGCCGAGAAUCCCGGGCCCGGAUAUACAUACGCCCCGGCCCAGUCGGCACCCGCCACGGCCACGGCGCAGGAGGGCGCCGAGCCAACGCCGCCGCGCGGCGGUCCUCCACGCGGAGGACCUCCGGGCAGCGCGCCCAAGGGCUCGACCUUCUCGCCAACGUAUGCGACAACCGAGACGAUAGACCUGGGCUAUGGCACCGUCCUGCCCGGAGACACGACCUUUACGACGUCGACGCGGCCCCAAAACCAGACAUUUACGGUCGAGCCUUCUGGCUCGAUCCACUACUGCAAGCCUUCGGACCUGGACGGCUCCCCUACCAGCUGGUCCGUCGUCCACACAACGACCAUCACCUGGUACGGCGACCCCGAGGACUACACGCCGCCGUACCCGCCCAUCUCGAUACCCGGGCCGACCUCGUCGUGUGUCGUCCCCGUGACGCCGCCGAAGCUGACCAUCUCCGUCUGCGCGUCGACGGGCGCGGGCACCAAGUACCGCACUUGCGAGGUCACCACGACGACCCAGGGCUAUGGCUUCGGCUUGCAGACCAGCAUCAUCCCCUCGGUCGUCUUCCUCACGACGGACAAGAACCCGGCCGUCAUCUUCACGACCAUCAGCCGGCCAGACUACGGCGUCAGCCAAGACGCCCAGACACGAGACGACCACGCGAGCCCGACGACCCAAGCGCCGCACUCGUCGCCCGACUACAACUCGCCGGGCGGGCCCCAGGGCGGCGGGUCCAAGUCGGCAGAGCGCCCAACCCCUACGCCCAUCUCGGUGGCGGUACAGCCCACCGCGGUGGUGAUCAACGGCCACACCAUCCGCGACAACCCGGCCCAGCCGACCCACGUGGUCAUCGUCGCCGGCCAGACCUUCACCAUCGACCCGACCCGCGUGGUCGGCGGCGGCGCCACCAUCGACCGCCCGUCGGCCACGGGCGGCAUCUACCUCCCCGAGCCGACGAGCACCAAGCUGAACGGCGUCCCCGUCGUGGUCUCUUCCUCGGUCGCCGUCAUCGGCCGCUCCACCUUCACCCUGGGGCCCACCACCACCACCGCCGUCGUCUCGGGCCGCACCUUCACCGUCGGCCCGACCACCAUCGCGGGCGGCUCCCACACCCUCCCGCUCCCCGCGUUCCCGUCGCCCACCGAGGUGGUGGUCGCCGGCGGCGACCUCAUCACGGCCAUCGGCAGCUCCGUCUUGGUCGUCCACGGGACGACGCUGACGUACGAGCUGACGGCGCCCGAGAGCACCGUCAUCACCGUCGACGACGACGUGGUGACGCUCGGGCCGGGCGGCAUCACGGCGCACGACGGGGACGUCACGCUCGGCGGCACGCACGCCGCCGGCCCGCAGGACACGCAGUACGCCCUCGUCGGCGGCGCCACCAUCACCAAGAUCGGCGCCUCCGUCGUCGUCAUCCGCAACACCACCUACACCGUCGGCCCCAACGCCUCCGCCGCCGGCGCCCCCGGCCACGCCGGCACCGGCACCACCACCACCGUCGUCGGCGGCGAGACCGUCACCAUCGGCCCGGACGGCGUCCAGGUCGGCUCCCUCACCCUGCGCUACCCCUUCGGCCCCACCACCGUCAUCACCCCCGGCGUCGGCGUCGGCCCGGCCACCGCCACUGCCACUGCCACGGGCGCCGGCGGCGGCGGGGACGGCGGGGAUGAGGACGGCGUCUGUGCCUUGAGGCCCCGGAUGGCUGCCGUCGUCUGGGCCGUCGGGCUCGCCGUCGGGAUUGGGUUGAUGAUCUGAUACCAAGAAAGAAAAAGAAAAAAAGAAAAAAAGAAAAAAAAAAAGAAACGGCCCUCUUUGGGAUUGGCCGAGUUAGCGUUAGCGGGUU